AUGGCGUCUGCUGAUCUGAGAGAGGAGCUCACCUGCCAAAUUUGCCGGAGCAUUUAUACAGAUCCUGUAACUCUCAUCUGUGGCCAUAACUUCUGCCUGGACUAUAUUGAGAGUGUGCUGGGUACCCAGGAGGGGUCUGGGGUUUAUAGCUGUCCUGACUGCAGAAAGAGUUUCAGUAACAGACCUGAGCUACAGAUAAAUAUAACACUGUGUAACAUAGUGAGGCAUUUACAUUCCACACAGCCAGAACAAAAUGAAACUGGGAUCUUGUGCACUUACUGUGUUCAUUCUCCUGUACCUGCUGUUAAAUCGUGUCUGCUGUGUGAGGCUUCUCUGUGUGAUGCCCACCUGAGGGUACACAGCAAGUCUGAGGAACACAUCUUAACUGAACCCACCACUUCCUGGGGUAACAGAAAAUGCCCCAAACACAAGAAGCUGCUGGAAUAUUACUGCACUGAGGAUGCUGCCUGUAUCUGUGUGACCUGCUCCCUGGCCGGAGAGCACAGGGGACACCAGGUGGAGCUGCUGAAUGAGGCUUCUGAGAAGAAGAAAGAGAAACUGAGAGAUGUUCUGCAGAAACUGACCACAAAGAGAGAGGAGGCUGAGAAAAGCAUCCAGAGUCAGCAGUUACACAGCAAUGGGGUUCAAGAAAAAGUAGCUGGUUUAACAAAGCGACUCACUGCCCUGAUUAAGGAAAUUAAGAAACAUCUGGAAGAUCUAGAGAAGCAAGCCCUGAGUGAGAUCACCCAAAAGGAGGAGCAGGUUUUACUCACUGUUUCUGAGCUUAUCCAGCAGCUGGAAAAAGAGAAGGGUGAGCUGACCAGGAAGAUUUGUCACAUUGAGGAGCUGUGCAACAUGACUGACCCAUUAACUGUCCUACAAGAACAGGAAUCACACAGAGAUGAUUUUUGUGGUGCUGAGAAGGGAGAUACUGAGGUCACACAGACAGAUGAUAAACAGGUCCCUGCUGGGAGUGAUUUGGAUGAGGGUCUAAUUUUAGAGACCUUAUACAGCGCGUUAGCUGAUAUUGUGACUGAUGUAAUGAGACAGCUAUAUGUGCAGGUGACAUCAGAAGAAUUACUGGAUGUAAACACAGCUGCUAAUAAUGAGAAUGUAUCAAGCGGUCCAAAUAUGGUAUCCUGUUCAGAUAUAAACCAACAGCAACCAGAAACAAGAGAGAGAUUUAUAGACACCAGGAGCUUAUGCAGAAAUUUAGCUACUAGUGUGACUGCAGUAAAUGAAAAGGCAGGUCUCCAUGUAAAGGUGACAUCAGACUUAUUUCUGGAUACAAACACAGCUGCUAAUACUGUUACUGUGUCAGAUGACCUGAGAACUGUAUCUUGGUCACGUAUAGAUCAGCAGAGACCAGAAUCACCAGAAAGAUUUACAAUUGGUCCGCAGGUAUUAGGCACCAAGAGUUUUUCCUCAGGACGACAUUACUGGGAAGUGCAGACCAGUCAGUCAGGGGACUGGAGUGUAGGGGUGUGUUAUCCCAGUAUGAGGAGGGGAGGAUGGCUGUCUAUAGGAUUUAAUAAUAUGUCCUGGUGUUUAUGUGGAUGGCGUAAUGGUCUGUCAGUGAGACAUAGGAAAAUGCCCACAUCAGUACAUCCUCUAUCAUGUGACAGAGUAGGAAUACUGCUGGACUAUGAGGCUGGGUGUCUGACCUUUUAUGAGCUGUGUGACCCGAUCAGACACUUAUACACUUUCACUUGCACCUUCACUGAGCCUCUUCAUGCUGUGUUCUAUGUGUGGGGUGAUGGUGCCUGGGUGAGAAUCAUAAGCUAGAUAUAUUGAUCAUGAAAAUAAUGGCCUGUGGGAAUGUACCUGAACCCAGUGAGUGUAGCAGUGCUAUCUUGUCUGUCACUGCGUUACCCCCUUCCCUACCUGGUACAUUGCUUUAAAUUUCAUGUGUUGAACCUUCCUUACAAUAUGUCGAGUCUUGUGGAGGUGUUGCUGGCUGAUAUCUGCAAUCUCCUGGAGAACCACCAUGGUGCAUUAACUAAGGAGUUACAUCUUUGCUGUUCCUGUGAGCCCUUACUAUCCAUUACUGCCCUUUCUAACCCUGCUCAAGAUCUUCCAAGAGGGUUGCUUCUACCUAGCUUAUUGGAUCCCUUUUCGGACGAGCUUGUAUUUAUUGCAGGGCCUCCCUCGCAAGGGCUGUUGCCAGGUGCAGUCUCUGGAACCCCUGUGAUACUCACUGGAGCUGUGAUUGCACCAUUUGAUCAGGAACUAGACAAGAGGUCUAAACAGUUGAGCUUGGCGCUGACAUUAUCACUAAAGGGCAGACAGAGGAAGGACACCUUGCCUGGAAUACUUACCUUAAUUCUCCCCGCAGUCCAUUUUUCCGAAGAUCUUUGGAUUGAGAGCUCCUCAAUUGUCCUAAUGAGCUACCAACCGCAUCGGAGCACCUCCAAAGCAAACCAUUGGACUUUGGUAAAGACCGGAGUUGGGCAAUUAGUAUUUUACAUCCUGACUGGGGCCAGAUAUGCAGUUUCCUCUAAGAUGGUAGCCGCCUUCACUAGCUAUCUGAACAGAGACACUAAACAUUAGAUUGGACUCUAGUCAAUAACGUUUGAUUAUCUCCCUGGAUGUCUCUUUCACCCACUUAUGAAAGCAAAUUUAGUUGAUAUUGCUGGUUCUUUCCUUUGUGCUUAUGGGGUGAAGAGAGUAUUAUAGGUUUUCUAUCACUAAUGAUUAUCCUCUUGUCAUGUUUUAAACUGUAUUGUUAUAUAUUCCUUACAGCUGGAGGCUUUUAACCAUUACUAGUGCUAGAGUUCA
Messenger RNA from Bombina bombina (fire-bellied toad), 2778 nucleotides. Its product is annotated as E3 ubiquitin/ISG15 ligase TRIM25-like. NCBI's taxonomy places the organism in Eukaryota, Metazoa, Chordata, Amphibia, Anura, Bombinatoridae. Gene Ontology annotation, molecular function: protein binding; zinc ion binding. The coding region runs from base 1 to 1785 and encodes 594 amino acids. The record is from RefSeq and is a predicted model, not a curated record. The transcript has a single exon.